Messenger RNA from Cordyceps fumosorosea ARSEF 2679, 1860 nucleotides. Its product is annotated as leukotriene A4 hydrolase. NCBI's taxonomy places the organism in Eukaryota, Fungi, Ascomycota, Sordariomycetes, Hypocreales, Cordycipitaceae. The record is from RefSeq and is a predicted model, not a curated record. The transcript is spliced from 5 exons. Gene Ontology annotation, molecular function: aminopeptidase activity; metallopeptidase activity; zinc ion binding. The coding region runs from base 1 to 1860 and encodes 619 amino acids. Gene Ontology annotation, cellular component: cytosol. Gene Ontology annotation, biological process: proteolysis.
AUGGGUGCCCAGCGCGAUCCCACCACCCUCUCCAACUACGGCCUCUGGCGCACGCGCCACACGGCCGUCGACUUCCGCAUCGACUUUGACCGCAAGCGGCUGCAGGGCUCCGUGACGCUGCGCCUCGAGCGGCAGACCGCCGACGCCGGCGCCGAGGUGGUGCUGGACACACGCUUCGUCGAGGUCACCGGCGCCCGCGUCGCCCACACCAGCACCAGCUCCGACACCAGCACCUCUACCGCGGCCGAGUGGGAGCUCAAGCCGCACCGGGACCCCCUCGGCGCGCCCCUACACGUCACCCUGCCCGCCGCUGCCGUCGGCGCCACGCCCGUCGGCGCCGCGCUGGACCUCACCCUCGACGUUGCCACCACGGACCGCUGCACCGCGCUGCAGUGGCUCACCCCCGCGCAGACCUCCAACCGCGCCCACCCGUACAUGUUCUCCCAGUGCCAGGCCAUCAACUGCCGCAGCAUCUUCCCCUGCCAGGACACCCCCGACGUCAAGUCGACCUUUGGCUUCCGCCUCACCUCCAGCCUGCCGACUGUUGCUAGCGGCGUCCCCGUCGGCGACCACGACCCGACGCCGGGCGUGGAAAAGGUGUACGAGUUCGCGCAGGAGGUGCCCAUCCCGUCGUACCUGUUCGCGGUCGCGUCGGGGGAUAUCCGCAUGAGGCGUAUUGGCGCGCGUAGCAAGGUGGCGAGCGGCCCGGACGAGGUCGACGGCUGCCAGUGGGAGCUGCAGCGCGACAUGGACCGCUUCCUCGAGGUCGCCGAGAAGCUCAUCUUUCCCUACCGCUGGGGCGAGUACAACGUCUUGGUCCUUCCUCCGAGCUUCCCCUACGGAGGCAUGGAGAACCCCAUCUUUACCUUUGCUACUCCUACCAUCAUCUCCGGCGAUCGCCAAAACGUCGAUGUCAUCGCCCACGAACUUGCCCACAGCUGGAGCGGCAACCUCGUUUCCAAUGCCAGCUGGGAGCACUUCUGGCUCAAUGAAGGCUGGACUACCUACCUCGAGCGUCGCAUCGGCGCCGGUCUCCACGGCGAGCCUGAAUUCGACUUUUCCUCCAUCAUUGGCUGGAAGGCUCUCGAGGACGCCGUCGCCCAGUUCGGCCCCGACCACGAGUACACCAAGCUCAUCAUCAGCCACAAGGAUGUCGACCCUGAGGACGUCUACAGCACCGUCGCCUACGAAAAGGGCUUCCACUUCCUCUACUACCUCGACCGCCUCGUCGGGCGCGCCAACUUUGACAAGUUCAUCCCCCACUACUUCACCAAGUGGGCGGGCAAGUCGCUCGACUCGUUUGAGUUCAAGCAGACCUUUGUAGACUUCUUCAACGGCCUCGGAGACGAGGCGCUAAAGCAAAAGCUCAUCACCAUCGACUGGGAGGACAAGCUGUACUCACCCGGCCUGCCUCCCAAGCCCGAGUUUGACACAACGCUCGCUCAGCAGUGCUACGACCUGGCAAACAAGUGGAAGGAAAGCUCCUUCGAGCCCAGUCCCAAGGACAUUGAGGGCCUGACUGCGAACCAGCUGCAAGUCUUCCUGGGCGCCGUCCAGGAGCAAAAAGGCCUCUCGGCGGAGCGCGCGCAGAAGCUGGGCGCCGUCUACGGCUUCACCGCCUCGCAAAACGUCGAGGUGCUCGCCGCGUACUACCGCAUCGCCCUCGAGGCCGGCGACCGGAGCUGCGUCCCCGGCGUGGCCGCGCUGCUGGGCCGCGUCGGCCGCAUGAAGUUCGUGCGGGCGCUGUUCCGCGCGCUCAACGAGGUCGACCGCGACAGCGCGCUCGACACGUUUGAGAAGAACAAGGACUUUUACCACCCCAUCUGUCGGGGCAUGGUCGAAAAGGACCUCAAGAUUUAG